Messenger RNA from Cynoglossus semilaevis (tongue sole), 1576 nucleotides. It is a transcript of the gene hnrnph1, whose product is annotated as heterogeneous nuclear ribonucleoprotein H1. Bases 347 to 1576 code for a protein of 409 amino acids. The transcript has 11 exons. The record is from RefSeq and is a predicted model, not a curated record. Gene Ontology annotation, molecular function: RNA binding. NCBI's taxonomy places the organism in Eukaryota, Metazoa, Chordata, Actinopteri, Pleuronectiformes, Cynoglossidae.
CGUGGAUGCAGAACGGCCUGAGGCGCUUCCUUAAGUGGCCAGGAUUGCCAGAUUUGCACACGAAUCCACACCAAAGCUGACUUCCGUUAGCAAUUGCCAUAGACUAGUUUUUAUGAAGAAAAAAAUCAGAUAACAAAUCUUAUAAUUAUAAAAUUUCAUUCUUGACUGAUGUGCCUGUAUAAACGCUUUUUGUGUAGAAUUUAUUUAAGUUAAUUUUUCACAAAGGGGGGUAUUUUGAGGAUCUGGCAACCCAGUGUACUUUCGUCUGCAUCGCGCGGGGCUCUUGGUCACAUACUCCGGCGUGUUAAAUCUACAAGUACCUUUGUAUCAGUGACUGUGACCCAUUAUGGCUGAUGAAGGAUAUGUAGUACGCAUCAGGGGUCUCCCUUGGUCCUGUUCAGUGGAUGAAGUACAGAGGUUUUUUUCCGAUUGCAAAAUCCUCAACAAUGGAGGCGGCAUUCACUUCACUUACACAAGAGAGGGGCGUCCCAGUGGGGAAGCCUUUGUGGAGUUGGAGUCAGAGGAGGACCUUAAGCUUGCAGUAAAGAAAGACAGAGAAACUAUGGGUCACAGAUAUGUCGAAGUGUUCAAAUCCAACAACGUAGAAAUGGACUGGGUCAUGAAACACACUGGUCCGAACUGUCCAGAAACUGCUGGAGAUGGACUGGUUCGCCUUCGAGGCCUUCCCUUUGGCUGCAGCAAAGAGGAGAUUGUACAGUUUUUCUCAGGGUUGGAAAUCGUGCCAAAUGGGAUAACAUUGCCGGUGGACAUCCAGGGGAGGAGUACGGGGGAGGCCUUCGUGCAGUUUGCUUCACAGGAUAUAGCUGAAAAGGCUCUAAAGAAACACAAGGAAAGAAUAGGGCACAGGUACAUUGAGAUCUUCAAGAGUAGUCGCGCUGAGGUGCGGACCCAUUAUGAACCACAGCGCAAGCCCAUGGGCAUGCAGAGACCUGGCCCCUAUGACCGACCCUCUGGUGGUCGCGGCUACAACAUGAUGGGCCGAGGAGGAUCUUAUGACAGAAUGCGUCGUGGAGGUUACGGAGGAGGCGUGUCAGAUGGACGCUACGGAGAUGGCGGUUCUUCCUUCCAGAGCACAACAGGCCACUGUGUCCACAUGAGAGGCCUGCCAUACAGAGCCACAGAGACAGAUAUUUACAAUUUCUUUUCACCUCUGAAUCCAGUCCGGGUCCACAUUGAGAUAGGUCCAGAUGGCAGGGUAACCGGGGAGGCAGAUGUGGAGUUCGCAACGCAUGAGGACGCCGUAGCUGCCAUGUCCAAAGACAAAGCAAAUAUGCAGCACCGAUACGUGGAGCUAUUUUUAAACUCAACAGCGGGAGGCAGUAAUGGCGGAUACGGUGGCCAGAUGAUGGGCGGGAUGGGAAACCAGUCGUCUUACAACAGUGGACAGCUGGGCUCAGGUUAUUCUGGUGGAUACGGAAACCAAGGAAACAUGGGCGGCUACAAUGACUAUAGUAACCAGGGCGGAAUGGGAAGCAGUUACUAUGGCGGAGGAGGCGGCGGUGGAGGAGGAAGCAGAGGCUCUAUGAAUGGACUUGGAGGAGGAUGGGGAAUGUAG